CUUGCUUCAUUUUCUGACCAUGCCAGGCUGAGCAAGUCCUGGCUGUGAGCAUCUGCUGGGGGCUUACUGUGUGGCGUUUGUAUGUUUCCUUUUUUUUAAAAUGAGAAGAAGUUGAAGCAAUACCAGCUUUCUUUCCCUAGCACCUAAGCCCCCUGUGUCUUUCAAAUGCGUUCCUGGAAAGGAGCAUGCUCAGAGAUCUGGCAAAUCAUUGUCCAGUGACCGGGGAGGAAAUGAUCAUUGCUCUUCAUUUAUAAUGCAAAUUCUGAGGUGUCUUCAGAAGUGUGGUAAACUUAAAAUGAUGGCUGUGGUGAGAACAUCUCUGCAGAAAGUUGUGGUUUUGUUGCAUCGUUUACAAAGGAUGGCAGUUUCUUCUCCUCGCUAUCAGAAGCUCUGUAAGGACAUCCAGGCAGAAAUUGAUGCCCAUAAUGAUAUAUUUAAAAGCAUCGAUGGAAACAGGCAGAAGAUGGUAAAAGCUUUGGGAAAUUCUGAAGAAGCUACUAUGCUUCAACAUAGACUGGACGAUAUGAACCAACGAUGGAAUGACUUGAAAGCAAAAUCUGCCAGCAUCAGGGCCCAUUUGGAGGCCAGUGCUGAGAAGUGGAACAGGUUGCUGACAUCUUUAGAAGAACUAAUCAAAUGGCUGAAUAUUAAAGACGAAGAGCUUAAAAAGCAAAUGCCCAUUGCGGGGGAUGUUCCUGCCUUACAGCUCCAGUAUGAUCACUGUAAAGUGCUGAGACGGGAGUUAAAGGAAAAAGAGUAUUCUGUCCUCAACGCUAUCGACCAAGCUCGAGUGUUCCUGGCUGAUCAGCCAAUUGAGGCCCCUGAGGAACCCAGAAGAAACCUACAAUCGAAAGCAGAGUUGACUCCUGAGGAGAGAGCCCAAAAGAUUGCCAAAGCCAUGCGCAAACAGUCUUCUGAAGUCAAAGAGAAGUGGGAAAGUCUUAAUGCUGUUACUAGCAACUGGCAAAAGCAAGUGGACAAGGCUCUGGAGAAGCUCAGAGACCUUCAGGGUGCCAUGGACGACCUGGACGCUGACCUGAAGGAAGCAGAGGCUGUGCGGAACGGGUGGAAGCCUGUGGGGGAUUUGCUCAUUGACGCGCUGCAGGAUCACAUUGAGAAAACCACGGCAUUUAGAGAAGAAAUUGCACCAAUCAACUUAAAAGUGAAAACAGUGAAUGAUUUAUCCAGCCAGCUGUCUCCACUUGACCUGCACCCAUCUCUGAAGAUGUCUCGCCAGCUGGAUGACCUCAAUAUGCGAUGGAAACUCUUGCAGGUGUCUGUGGACGAUCGCCUUAAACAGCUUCAGGAAGCCCAUCGAGACUUUGGACCAUCCUCUCAGCAUUUUCUUUCUACUUCGGUCCAGCUGCCUUGGCAAAGAUCCAUUUCACAUAAUAAAGUUCCCUAUUACAUCAAUCAUCAAACACAGACUACCUGCUGGGAUCAUCCCAAAAUGACAGAACUCUUUCAAUCCCUUGCUGACCUGAACAAUGUCCGUUUCUCUGCCUACCGAACAGCCAUCAAAAUCCGGAGGCUGCAGAAAGCUCUAUGCUUGGAUCUCUUAGACCUGAAUACAACAAAUGAAGUUUUCAAACAACAUAAGCUGAACCAAAAUGACCAGCUUCUUAGUGUCCCAGAUGUCAUCAACUGCCUGACAACUGCUUAUGAUGGCCUCGAACAAAUGCAUAAGGAUCUGGUUAAUGUUCCCCUCUGUGUGGAUAUGUGUCUCAACUGGCUGCUCAAUGUAUAUGACACGGGUCGAACUGGAAAGAUAAGAGUUCAGAGUCUGAAGAUUGGAUUGACAUCUCUUUCCAAAGGUCUCUUAGAAGAAAAGUACAGAUAUCUUUUUAAGGAGGUGGCGGGGCCGACAGAAAUGUGUGACCAGAGACAGCUUGGCCUGUUACUUCACGACGCCAUCCAGAUCCCCCGGCAGCUGGGGGAAGUAGCUGCUUUUGGAGGCAGUAACAUUGAGCCCAGUGUUCGAAGCUGCUUCCAGCAGAAUAACAACAAGCCAGAGAUAAGUGUGAAGGAAUUUAUAGAUUGGAUGCAUCUAGAGCCGCAGUCCAUGGUCUGGCUGCCGGUUUUACAUCGUGUUGCAGCAGCUGAAACUGCAAAGCAUCAGGCCAAAUGCAACAUCUGUAAAGAAUGUCCAAUUGUAGGCUUCAGAUAUAGAAGUCUAAAGCACUUUAACUAUGAUGUCUGCCAAAGUUGCUUUUUUUCGGGCCGGACAGCAAAAGGUCACAAAUUACAUUAUCCUAUGGUGGAAUAUUGUAUACCUACAACAUCUGGGGAAGAUGUGAGAGACUUCACAAAGGUGCUGAAGAAUAAGUUCAGGUCAAAGAAAUACUUUGCCAAGCACCCCCGCCUUGGCUACCUGCCUGUGCAGACAGUUCUAGAAGGCGACAACUUGGAGACGUAA
Molecule: messenger RNA, 2416 nt
Organism: Condylura cristata (star-nosed mole)
Lineage: Eukaryota; Metazoa; Chordata; Mammalia; Eulipotyphla; Talpidae
Product: utrophin-like
Exons: 16
Coding region: 254-2416 (720 amino acids)
Biological process (GO): synaptic signaling
Cellular component (GO): plasma membrane
Molecular function (GO): protein binding; zinc ion binding
Source: RefSeq, a predicted model, not a curated record